AUGGUUACCUUCACUAUGCUCAUAUAUGCGUCUACCGUCCGAGCAUGGAUACUAAUUGUUUCCUUAGACCUUCCGGUUUGCGCCGCUUCUACUCCAGCAAUAACCUUGCGGUUCAAUUGGCAUAUAUUUGCCCAGAACAUAAUACCGAGGUGCCCUCCCUACCAAAGAUAUCUCAGCAUCGAUCUCAAUGAAAUCUCAUUGGUCGGCCUGAUGACGGUACGGAGCAAUGUAUUAGGAUUAUGCUUCAAACAGGCUAUGCAUCAUGCCUACGAUGACAAGAUGGAGUGUAUGAAUGUAUUGAAAGCCGCGAAACUAGAAUGGAUUGACUCAUGCAUCUACGCCGCAAUCCUGGGUACAAGUCAACGUAAGAUCAUGAACGCUAAGAGGGCACGAAUUUCUAGUGAACCUUACUCAGAAGAAGGGUCGCGCUGUCAUGGAAGCUCUUUGAUUCCAGAACAUUGCCGAUAUUAUCCACGUGUUUUCACUCUUCCUGUCUAUCUUUCUAGAUUUCUUAAAUGUACGAUCGACAUCCGGUGCUCCUGCCUUUUGUAUGAGGUCACAAGAUUUUUACCACGGUUUGAUGCCUGCCUAAUCCGGAAACCGCUGCUCUCUACCAACCCAGAACUCGGGCGAGACAUUCCACUUAAGAAUGGAGAAACAAAGAUUCGUUCGGAACUCACCGUAUUAGUGGCUAUCCAAGGCAAAUCGCGAAAAUACGACGGCGUUGCCUGGGCGCAUUUGUACCAAGUCAGAGCCAUUCUUCAGCUGAUACCUGGUGGUGUUCGAGGUGGAUAUACUAUUGAUACUCCAGGGGUUCAUGGCUUCGGAGGCUAUACAAGCGCAUCGUCAAACACCUGCCUUUUUGCAGGUAGUAUCGCAGGCAUUCAAUUAGGUAAUGAGAGACGACCUAGGUAUAUUGAGGUGAGGUGGAAGAAAGGGGCGAGAGGUGAACUUGGUGAAGGACCAACAUUCACCCUGAGCAAGGCGGCAAAAGGCCAGCAUUCUAUCAAGCACACAGAAGAACUUAUAGGGUCCAACAGGGGAAUGAAGCAAGACGGCCACCGCGCUAGCAAUAAAUCGACGGGUAUUACACUGCAGAAAUGGAAAAUGCUGGAAGAAUAG
Lindgomyces ingoldianus is the source of this 1122-nucleotide messenger RNA. RefSeq lists its product as uncharacterized. Bases 1 to 1122 code for a protein of 373 amino acids. The record is from RefSeq and is a predicted model, not a curated record. NCBI's taxonomy places the organism in Eukaryota, Fungi, Ascomycota, Dothideomycetes, Pleosporales, Lindgomycetaceae. The transcript is spliced from 12 exons.